AAGAUGCGUUUCAUCGACUGGCGAUGGCUAUUAGUGAUAUGUACGGCUGAGUUAUUCCACAUCAACUCAGCAACAAAUCCUAUAUCGAUUCCAAAAACACAGAAACAUGGCAAUAUCGUUAUUGCAGCUGUUGUUGCAACGUCAUUGCUGCCGGAUGAUAGCUCGCUGAGUGAAUGUGAUAAGGAAGGAUUUGACCUUAAUCCAGCCGGUCCUCUCGUACCUUGCUCUUUUCUUGAUGAGAGGUCUUAUCUUCAUUAUUAUGAAUACAGUUAUGUAAAGUGGAUUGAAUGUGAUGAGCCAGUUGAUAUUUCAUCUACACAAAAUACAAAUAUCACAAAGCGAACUGACUUAUUACAUUCUAAGAUUGAUGGUGGUUGUUACAAAUUCGGUGGAACUCACUAUGAGACUGUUGAACGUACGAAUGUGACUUGCCGUGUGCUACCGUGCAUUGAAUGUCGUGGCGCGAGGACGUUCACCAGAGAAGUCCCUUGCAUAAAAUAUACGGGUCAUUAUUUUCUUUCAACACUUCUGUAUUCAAUAUUUCUUGGCAUGUUAGCUGUAGAUCGAUUUUGUUUGGGGUAUUCGGCGAUAGCGGUUGGCAAGCUGAUGACAUUAGGCGGGUUGGGCUUAUGGUGGAUAGUGGAUAUCUUUCUGUUGAUCACCGGAAGUUUGACUCCAGCUGAUGGAUCGAAUUGGAUGCCUUAUUAUUGA
Molecule: messenger RNA, 711 nt
Organism: Anisakis simplex (herring worm)
Lineage: Eukaryota; Metazoa; Nematoda; Chromadorea; Rhabditida; Anisakidae
Source: the annotation of a GenBank genome assembly